This is a messenger RNA of Cavia porcellus (domestic guinea pig), 884 nucleotides long. RefSeq names its product C-type lectin domain family 4 member O (gene Clec4o). NCBI's taxonomy places the organism in Eukaryota, Metazoa, Chordata, Mammalia, Rodentia, Caviidae. The record is from RefSeq and is a predicted model, not a curated record. Gene Ontology annotation, molecular function: signaling receptor activity. The transcript is spliced from 5 exons. Bases 276 to 677 code for a protein of 133 amino acids.
AGGGUGGCAAGACAAGUCCUGGAGGUGCCUGUGCAUGGCGCUGUCUCUGAGCCUGGUCUUGGUGGUCACUGUCCUCAGUGUGGUCCUGCCACAAGUGUUCAGGACAAGUCAGCAGCUUCGGAUGGCAGUGACACAGAUGGAGAGGACGGGUGAGUGGCGCAGAGGGGGCAUCCCCUGGGGCCCUGGUGUGAGUGUGACCCUCACCUACCUCUCUCCCUGCAGUGGCCCAGGGACUGGCCGGUGUGGGCUAUGCCCGGGAUACCCUGAGAGCUGAGAUGUUCAGGCUACUGGAGGCCACCCGUGUGGGCAACGGCUCCUCCUGCCAGCCCUGUGACCCUGGCUGGGGUGCCUCCCAGGGCUCCUGCUACCUGGUCAUCCCUGGCAACUUCAGCUGGAGUCAGGCCUUGCUGGGCUGUGCGUGGGCACAAGCACACCUCGUGGUCAUCAGCGGCCCAGCGGAGCAGACUUUCCUGACAUCAACUGUGAAUACCACAACCUGGAUUGGACUCUCCAGAGAGGCCCAGGAAGGCACCCACCGAAACUGGGCCCCUGGAGAACCCGGAGAUGACAGGGCCACGCGGAGCUGCGUGGCGAUGCUGCCCUGGGGGUCCUGGCAGGGCUCAUCCUGCAGAACUGAUGAUGCGGCGUCCAUCUGCGAGCCGCGGCAGAGCUGCUGAGCCUGGGGAGUGCGGGCCCCACCACGACUGUAAGGGGCAUCUCUCCACCGCCCACGCCCCUUUCUUGGCAAAAGUCUCCUGUGCCCCUUUCCUCUGUUCUGUCUGUCACUGUAUUGUAUCAUCUCCUUCCUGAUCCCAACCCCUUUUGCAAAAGACCUGGCCCCUGCCUGCUGUCAUCUAUCUUUUAUUUUACUUUUUUUUUCUGCU